UCUAAUUACAUCCCCCAAUAAUAUACAGUACACUUUUGUGUACUUUUCUCCAUUUCAAAUUUCCUGCAACGAGAGUGAAAGUAGGAAGGACAUUUUCGUCUUUACAAUUAAUUAUUUAUCUCACAUAAAAAAUAUUAACAUCAGGAUUUGAACCCGGGUCUCUUCAAACAAAGACAACAAUCACAACCAUUUACACCAAACAAAUUUUUUGUAUCUUUUUUAAUACAAAAUAUACACGAAGUUCAACUCUCUGAAAUUCGCAGGACUUUCCAUCAUGAUUAGCAAGCCCAAUAAGUAUACUGUAUGUAUUUUUAUGGUGCUUGAUACUUCAAUUUUUGUAGUAGAGUUUCGUGUAAUUUUCUCAAUUUUAAAAUUCUUUCUUUCUCCUUAAUUUUUCCUAAAGGUAAAUUGAUAAUUGGCUAACAUGGAAAAAACUAAUUUUGUCACUACGUGUUGUGUCCUUGCAUUUUUCAAUUUAAAUUUUGUGGUUUUUAUCUUUGUUCUUAUCUCUUUCUAAGUUUCUCGGAAUUCCCUCCAUCGUACAAUAGUUUGCGCCCCUUUCACUUCCCAGGACAAGGCCGCCUUUGAAAAUCAAUAAUCCGAUAUCUCUUGGCACGUUGGUUUUAUUGUUGGGGAUUUAAGUUGGGCAAGUAAAAGAGUUUAACAAAUAAUAGAAUUGAAGAAGGAAGAUUAGAAAAAAAUUUGGUUGAAAUAUAGGUCUCUUCAGAUAAAAAUUUGUUUGUACAACAAAGAGGGGUGGCUAUUGGAUCUUUAUGUUUAUGAUUUUUAAUCUAGGGUUAAUACCUUAUUCUGGCCCGAACUAUGAUCAUAUAGUCAAAUUUGGCCCGUGGUUUGAGAAAUUAACAUCCUGGCCCGAACUUUGCAGCAUAUAGUCUCAUUUGGCCGGAAGCGUGGUUUGACCGUUUGUUUGGACGGUCAACUGUCCAGGUCACCGCCAUAUAAGCACCAAAGGAAAAAAAAAUUGAAUUUGAAUUUUCUUUUAUUAUUUCCUUUACCUAAUUAAAAAAAUGAAAAAAACAAACAAACAAAAUUAUUUUCGGCCACCCACCACCUUAUCCCCUCGCCUCUUUCCUUCUUCGAGCAAACCGAAAAAAUCGCUAACCCUAACCAUUCUUCUUCUCCUUUCUUCCCCGAUGAGCAGAAUCCUCCACGAUGUUGUACUGCGGAGCCGUGGGAUUUCUUCUUGGUGGAGAACCAGACUCCCUUUGCGACGCUCUUUUCUCCGCCUCCAAUCCUUCCCGCACCGCCUACGAGCAUCUCAAGCGCAACACUUGCCCCAAUCGACUUCUCCUGGUCCAGCUCUGAGCAAAAUCCAAAUCGAAGAUAGCGUGAAGAAGCUGGAGAGCCCCAAGACUUCUCCUGGUCCAGCUCUGAGCAAAACCCAAAUCGACUCCGCCGUUGAACAUUUAACCAAUUGGGUCUAUGAAUCGUGUGUGAUCGUUUCAUUCUCUAACCUCGAGCACCCAAAGUUUUGAGCUUUCCUCAACGAGGUCGGCCUCCCGCCGCGUCGUGUUUCUCACAGCCUCUCCGUCGUCAAACUACGCAGAGGAUGUUUGUGGGAGACGGUCAGAGGAAUCUGGGGGAAGUAAGGUAUCAAAAUAAUUUUGAGGGAGGUGAUGAAAUGGAAAAUGGCGAAGAGGAUCUGUAGAGGCGGAGGAGAAUGAUUUUUGUGGAGGAAGUAAGAAGAACAGAGGAAGAACGAGUUUUCUGGAGGAAGAAAGAAGAACAGAGGAGGGAAUUGAGAGAUGAGUGGGGCGGAAGAGAGAUGGGGAGUUCUUUUCAUUAAUGACAAUUUUAUUUUAUUAUUAUUAUUAAUGGUAGUUGAUAGUUUGAGUUUUAUUAAUUUAUUUAAUAUUUUAUUAAUUUUUAAUGUCUACAUGGCAUUCACGUCAGCAAAACAUGCUGAUUCACUAACGGUCAACACUAUUGACUGUUUAAUUUGACGCAAAUUCACGAAUUGGGCCAAUUGAGUAUAUAUGUUGCAUAGUUGAGGCCAAAAUGUUAAUUUCUGAAACCACAUGCCAAAGUUGAUUACAUGGUCAUAGUUCGGGCCAAAAUAAGGUAUUAACCCUUUAAUCUAUGACAACAUGUUUAUAUCUUAAAACGAGGAAUCAUUGAUUUAUUGAAGUAGGUCGAUUCUUUAUUCAACCUACUGGAACUGAUAGACAAGGAGUGUCUAAUUUUGCGCCUUAUUACUUUGAUUGAGUCUAUUAGUAUGUUGGAGAUAACCUAAUUUUGUCGUUUGCUCUCAAGUUUUGAUGGUCCCCUCUUAGCUGAGUUGUUACAUCAAUCAAACCAGGAAAACCCAUACCCGUUGGGAACAAUCAACAACUCUCCAUUUCUUUUUGAUUAGUGGCACAUUGUUCAUAAAAAGAGCGUGUUAAACCCUUAUGUAGGAUUGUGAGGUUUAAGAUUUAGUUUCAAACUAUCUAUGGGUCGUUUGGAAUUUCACUGAGCUUUUAUACCCUCUUUCUUGACAACCAACUAACCAAUAACAUUUUAACGAGGACUUAAUUAUCAUUAUGAAAAUAGAAUUAAUGAUACAUUUUAUAUUUUAUAUUCUUAAAUGAUGAUGGUAUUUCUCCGAAUGUUAGACCUAUAUAUUCUUUCUUUAUGUAUCAUCUCGAUCAAAGGAUUGUCAAUAAAAUUAAACCGGUUGAUUGACUUAUACGUAAUAUAAAAAUAUAAAUAAUCGAAUAUGAACAUUCCGGACAAUGGGUCGGGUACUCGGGUUAUAAACUAGUAAUCAAAUACAAUCAAUUUAAUAAUCGAUAAAAUAAAGAUAAUGGAGGCAGUCAACCAUUUCGGCCGAAGCGGUGGUAAAAGGCCCUGCCAACGGGCCGGCAAAUCUGUAAGCCCAUUUUUAUAUUCAGCACAGAAACAUUGGGCUUUUUCUAAUAUCGACUUAGCAACAAAGGGUUAAUUGCAAGUUGGUCACUCGAAUUGCUAUAAAAUUUCACGUUUGCC
Linum trigynum is the source of this 2988-nucleotide messenger RNA. The record is from the annotation of a GenBank genome assembly. NCBI's taxonomy places the organism in Eukaryota, Viridiplantae, Streptophyta, Magnoliopsida, Malpighiales, Linaceae.